AAAUUCUCUCUUUCUCGUCACGGUUUCGAUCCCUUUUUAUCUUCGGUCCCGGUCCGAAAAUCCGAACUGUCUCACUCUUCUGCAAGACUUUAGAGAGAGAGAGAGAGUGUGUAUGAGAGAGCUUUAGGACAGCCAUUUGCGUCUUCGUCGUCGUUUCGGAGCUUAAGCACUGUGAAUUUAAGCUUAACAAAGCCCCGGGUUUUUGAUCAGCCACUGAAAAGGACCUUCUAGACAACGCCGUGACUCCGCGCAGCUGAAGAACCCUAAUUCGCUUAGCUUAGAUCACACUCCGAGCUCCGAGUGAAUCUCCUCUACUUCCUCUGCCUUCCGGGUCUUUCAGUAUUUUACUUACCAGCUUGCUUGUUGCUCAACUAGUGUGAAAAAGAAUUGGCUUCCAAAAUAUGCUUCAUUAUAAUGUCCUGAAUGCAAUGAAAUAACGUUGGUUGAAGAUUUGAUUAUACAUCUCGUAUAGUGGUUGGUGUUCUCCGAGAAUAUAUUCAAUUAGAAUUGUCACUACAGGGUUAACACCUGGUACUGCUUUCAAAUUAGGUCUGUUGUAUUGACCCUUGUAAUCAUGGAUAUGAGAUUGUUUGAUCUGCGAUUAUGGGCAAAGCUACUUUCCAAAAAAAGAAGUAGCUGAGUAAAUCUUGGUGGCUGGCCUUUUAAUGCCUGGUAACGAAGUUGAAGAUAGGAUCCACAAGUUAUAUGUGCCAGAUAACUCUUCCCAAGACCAGCAACAAUCUCAAGUGGUGGAGGGUAGUUGGCCAGCACAUAACUAUAAUCAGUGGGUUGAGAAGCGGAGGCAGAUUGGGGCCGCUCUGAGUUUCAAUCUGAAAAACUGCAAUGUGCAACAAUUAGAUUCUGUGAAAGAACAUGGCAGUGAAUCUUUGAGCUUUUCGUUCAACCAAAACUAUACACAACUGAUUCAAAGACCCGAGUUUUCCAGCAUUUACUCUAGAAACCAACUGCUGAAUUCAAAUGGAGAUAUGCUUGGAUGCCCAAAAUUCCAAGCAAUGCAAAGACAAUCAGAGUGUUUGGGUGAAAAUACAGUUUAUGAUCCACAUACCAUAACUUCAAGAGGCUCUUCUUUCUUUAUACCACAUAGAGAAAAUGUGUCUGGGGAUAGUCCCACCUUGACAACAAAUUCUGAAAAAUCGGAAAUUACCGAAACUUCCUUUGACUUUGACUUCAUUCAAGGGAAGCAGCAGCUUGCCAGGGGCCUGCAACUCAAUACUCCACAAACUUACCUAAUGCAGCAGUCUGGGUACAAUGAUAUGCAGUUACUGCAGCAACAGCACAUGUUGUUCAAGCAGCUACAAGAACUUCAGAGGCAGCAGCAACUUCAGCAUCUGGGUGAUGCUAGGCCACAGAAUUCUUCAAACCAGAUUUCUGCACUGACUAAACAAGCUACUGGUGCUCAGAGUUCACCUGUCAUCAAUGGAACGCCUGUUAAUGAUGCAUCACAUAUGUAUAUGAACUGGAUGCAGCGAGGUACAUUUCCCUCUGUGCAAGGCGGAUCCAAUAGAGCCAUAUUUUCACAAGAUCAAGGUCAGGCUUUGCGUUCCAUGGGUCUGGCUUCUCAGCAGCUUGAUGUAUCCUUGUAUGGUACUCCUGUUGCUAGUGCAAGAGGUAGUAUGAGUCAAUAUUCCCAUCUCCACGGGAUGUCUCGUGAUUCUUCAACUGUGUCAACUAAGGUUAGUGUUCAAGCGCAGAAGCCUAUUACGCAGUCGUCAGCCUUCAGUAACCCCUUUGUAGGUGAUCAGGUUACUGUUUCUUCAGAGCAGGUUUGCGUUCCCCAAGAAGGUUUCGCAUCCAAACAAAGAUCUCAGGGAAACAAUAUGUUCAGUCAGGUUCCUGUUCAGGGUUUGAAUAGUGCUGUUAUUUCAGAGAAGCCCCUGCUGGGGAAUACUUUGCAAAAAAAUGCAGCACCAAUGCAAUUUAAUGCGAGGCAAGAGCAAGGUGGUUGGUCUGGAAACUUGCAGCAGAAAAAUAUGCAGCUUGGCCCUUCUCAGGGUUUGGUUCCCCUGGAUCCAAUGGAAGAGAAGAUUUUGUACAAUCUAGAUGAUAACAUCUGGGAUGCUUCUUUUGGCAGGUGCACUGACAUGGGCGUAGGAGGCUUUGGGGCAGCAUUGGAACAUACAGAUUAUCCAAGUGCAUUUCCUUCUAUUCAAAGUGGAAGCUGGAGUGCUCUCAUGCAGUCUGCUGUAGCAGAAGCUUCUAGUAGUGAUACUGGGCCACAGGAGGAGUGGAGUGGCUUGACUUUUCAGAACACAGAACUGUCAACUGAUAACCAGCCUUCAAAUGUUAUGGAUAGUGAAAAGCAACAAACAAGUUGGCUUGAUAACAAUCUGCUGAAUACCUCCUCCUUAAGUUCAAAACCUUUUCCUGUGUUUAAAGAUUCUAGUGUGAGCUCUAGCUUCCCUGGCUUUCAUCAACCAGGCAUCCAAUUCUCAAUCGGGCAGAGAGACACAUUGCACCUGGAUGACUCUCAUGAAUCGAUUCGGAAGUCUCCCAAGAACACUGGUGAGUGGAUUGAUUGUGGCCCUAAACAAAGGCCAUCCAGGGAAGGAAGUCAACCAGCUCAACCACUCAUGCAUUUGGACAAUGCAUGGGCUGGUCAGAUUUUUGAGCAUCAAGAUGGUGAUUUCCAUCAGCAGAGAAUAGCCUCAUGUAACAAUGUUAGCCAAUCAUGUAGUGAGAUAAAAGGUGAUGUCAAUGAAGCUACAUACAAGGGGAGGGGUUCGGAUGAUUAUCUGUGGGAGGUCGAUAGUAACUGUGGGGUAAGCUCUUUUUCUAGAUCAGCUGGAGGAUUGGAGCAAGUACACUCUGGCAUUACUCUGCCCAACAAAGAAGAUUCACAAAUAUUUAACUUUGCUGGUGUACCAAAUUCAAGCCCUUCUAAAGCCUUUCAAGAAGCCAGUCAACAAGUGCAACAUGAUAAUCAGCUUGAUUAUGUUAAGCAUGUUGAUACAUCUAGGAACAAGGAAAAUCAGAGUAUUGGAAAAAACCAGCAUCAGAUGAGUAAUGGUUCUCAUGUUUUGCAUAACUAUCUUUUGGAAGCAGGUGGAACAUAUGAGAUGCAGCAGAAAUGCUACCUAAAAGACAACUCUUAUUGCAACUAUGGCUCGAAAGGAUUGAGCGGGCAAGAGCAAGAAUGUGUAGGGCAGCUCAAAUUCAUCAGUGAUGUUUCUAGCAGUCCUGUGACCUUGGAUAAGGUGCACUUACCUGAUUUUGAGGGAAACUCAAAAGCCUCAGAGACAGCUUCUAGAGGUGGUCUUAAUACAUCUACUACCUUUCAGAGGUCAGUUCAUCCUCAUCAUGAAAACAUUAGGGCUCAAAGAAGUGAAAAUAUGCUUGAGCUUCUUCAUAAGGUUGACCAAUCAAAAGAGAACAGCAGUAUACCUCAUUUUGGCUCUAGAGGUUGUGAUUCAUUGGCGUCUGAGACAGGAACCCCUGAUGGAUCCGAUGCUCAAUUAUACCAUCAGUCUGCUGCUUCUCAAGGUUUCACUUUGAAAUUAGCUCCUCCAUCUCAACGGCUGUUCAAUAUGAACCCUUUCAUCUCGUCUCAAGAUUUUCCAGAAGCAGCACGGAACCUAAGUUUCAGGCAAGCCAAUUCUGAAAUUGGAGAUAAAAACCAGACCUGGUCAGCAUCCCCAUCUUUUCAGUCAUCACCUUCAUCACGUGAAUCAUCUCAAAGACUGCAUUGGGAUAACAAAUUUAGUACUUCUGUACAGACAAGCAUCCCCUCGUCUUUAUAUAUGCCUGGAAACUCUAUUGCAUCUUCUGAAUCCAGUCUUCCAUAUGUAAGAAAUCAGUUUCAAACACAGGGCAUGUUGAAUGAACCUCUAGCAUGUCCAUCUCCACAGGCAACAUUGCCUGGUACAGUUAGUAGAUACCCACCAUUUAACCUUGAUUCCUCUCAAGAUACUUCUCCACGUAUUUUUGCCAACUCUCCAGGUCAACAAUUUCAUGUUUUGGAGGCUAAGCCCGUCUCUAAUCCUCAUGUAAUGUCUGGUAUGCAUCAAAUGGGUGCAUUUUCAGUGAGACCACCCAAUCUAUGGACAAAUGUCCCAGUUCAGCAACGUAUUUCUGGUGUAGAACCUCAUAAGGUUCUGUCUAUGAAUCUAUCAACAAAUAGCCUGGAAACUUCAUUGGCACCAUUGGGGCUCAAUGAUCUAAAUUCCCAAAAAGUUGGAUAUGGAACAUCAGAAUUAAGCGCAUCUCCUAGGAAUUCACAAGGCUUUGAACAUGGGGUAGAUCAGCAAGAGAAAGAGAGGUCCCAGCUGCAAAUAUCAUCUGAGAUACUUGAUGCUUCACAGACUGGUAGUUUGCCAAGGAAUAUCUCUCAUUCGAAUGCUUUUGCCUCUGGCUCAUUGUUGUCUCAUUCACACCUGCUGAACCUUGAUAGAGUACAGCAUGAGGACAAUGCUCCUACUCCCUCUGAAAGAAAUCUUGGAACCAUUGGCCGUUCUUUGAAACCAUCACAUGUUUUCCAUCCGAAUUACUCCUUACUACCCCAAGUGCAGGCAAUGAAGAAUGCGGAUACAGAGCCAAUUAGGAGAGUUUCGGAUGUUGAACACGUUACUGCUAUGGAUGGACCACAGUUAAUAUAUGAAGAUAAUUCCAGGUCCAGAAACCAAGUGGAUCCCGGACUGAUGUCAGUGUCCCCGCUCAACUCAAUGCUAUCUGGGGAUACCAAAAUGCAAAGUUUCUUGACAGAAGCAAGAGAAGAUUUUGGCAUAAAAGCUUCACCACAGCCUACUCUCCUCGAUAGACCUUCUCAAGGGAUGGUCAUGUUUAGUCAAAAUGAUCUUCUGAGUCAAUCUACUGCCAGAAAUGUGGCAUCUAAUCAUGCAGGGAAUCCCCAGGUUAAUCUACGCACGGCACCCUCCUGGUUUAAACAGUACGAGGCUUUCAGAAAUGGGCAAAUGCCCCCAACUAAUGAGGCAGGGCAUGCAAAGAAUGCUGCAGGACAGUUCUCUCUCAGGAAGCCUCCCCAUAAUUUGAAUGUAUUCUCUUCUGAGGAACGAGUAGAUGCUGCUGAUGCCAGCCAGAGUGGCAGACUUUGGCCAAGCUCAGCAGCCACCUUAGUAGUUAGUGAACCCUGUUCUGCUCCAUAUUCACUGCCUUCAGAUGACAUCGAACAAUGUAUGGCAGUUGCGAGACCAAAGAAACGCAAAACUGCAACAUCUAAUCUUCUACCAUGGUGGAAAGAAGUAACACAAGGCUCUCAGAGGGUUCAAAAUAUCAGUGUUUCAGAACAUGAAUGGGCGCAAGCCACAAAUCGACUGAUUGAGAAGGUGGAGGAUCAGGCUGAAUUGAUUGAAGAUCGGCAAUCGAUGCUUCGACCAAAGAAAAGGCUUAUCUUGACAACACAGAUUAUGCAGCAAUUGCUAUGCCCCGCACCUACAUCCAUUCUCUCUGCAAAGGGUGACUCUCAAUAUGAUGUUCUGGGUUACUUUGUUGCUAAAUUAUCACUAGGAGAUGCAUGCAGCCUGACCUCUUUCGUGAGUAAUGGUUUGUUGCACAUACCGCUGAUUAACAAUACCUUGAUUUCAGAGAAGCAGCCCAAAGUGAUUGAAGGUGUUGAUGACCAGUUCCUUUCAAAAGUUGUAGAGGACUUCAGCAAUAGAGCAAAGAAGCUGGAAAAUGACUUAGUUAGAUUGGACAAGGUAGCAUCACUUUUAGACAUAAGUGUGGACUGCCAGGAGUUGGAAAGGUUUUCCGUCAUUAACCGCUUUGCUAAAUUCCACAUCCGACAAGCAGAUUCCUCUGGAACCUCAUCUUCGUCCAGUGCUGUUGCCCCUGCACCAAAACCCUUUCCCCAGAGAUACGUGGUUGCACAUCCAAUACCUAGGAAUCUACCAGAGGGGGUACAAUGUCUUUCACUGUAAUUAUCAGUUGAAUGAUACCCUUCCCAGUUGAACCUUCUUUUCAUCUAUGCUAGACAUUCCAUGUCCUGUUCAUAUUCCACCGAUGAUCUCUUUCUUCAAAAUCCAUGAUGGCACCAUGAAAGAAGAGGAUUUAUUGAUGGAAUGCAAAGCAAGUCAACCUCGUAACAAAGGCUGCUUGUUCAAUCUUGAACUGAGGUUGAUUGUUGUCAUUUUUGAGAAAGUACAUAUUAUUUCUUGUAUAUUUUGAUGAAUUUCCAAGAACAAUAGGUAGUGCCCUAACUAAUCUUUUCCUAUAGCAAGAGAAUAGUUGUUCUGGAUGUUCCUCUAGUUGUUACAUAUAUGCAUAAUUUGUAGGUAUAUAUGUUA
Messenger RNA from Carya illinoinensis, 6260 nucleotides. RefSeq lists its product as uncharacterized. The coding region runs from base 666 to 5894 and encodes 1742 amino acids. Lineage: Eukaryota; Viridiplantae; Streptophyta; Magnoliopsida; Fagales; Juglandaceae. The transcript has 11 exons. The record is from RefSeq and is a predicted model, not a curated record.